Molecule: messenger RNA, 8584 nt
Organism: Corythoichthys intestinalis (scribbled pipefish)
Lineage: Eukaryota; Metazoa; Chordata; Actinopteri; Syngnathiformes; Syngnathidae
Gene: pik3c2g
Product: phosphatidylinositol-4-phosphate 3-kinase catalytic subunit type 2 gamma
Exons: 35
Coding region: 3998-8299 (1433 amino acids)
Biological process (GO): phosphatidylinositol-mediated signaling; phosphatidylinositol 3-kinase/protein kinase B signal transduction; cell migration
Cellular component (GO): cytoplasm; phosphatidylinositol 3-kinase complex; plasma membrane
Molecular function (GO): 1-phosphatidylinositol-4-phosphate 3-kinase activity; 1-phosphatidylinositol-3-kinase activity; phosphatidylinositol binding
Source: RefSeq, a predicted model, not a curated record
ACAAGCAUAGCUCAUGAUGUAUACAACUCCUUUGAAGGAGAGGUGUCGCUCCUUCCUGCAGACAAUCCUCGGCAGGCAGCCACUUGCAGAUAGGACGCUGUAGUUGCCAUAGCGAGCCUCCGCUUUGAAGCACACCUCAUCCGGGGGACACUCAGUUGCGAUGGGCUCAAAUCUGUACUCAUUCUCCAGGAUGGGCCUGAAGAGGCAGCGCAGAUUGCCACAUACUACGGCUGGCAUGAGGUAGAAGAUGAAGAUUGUAGAAUGUAGGAGCUGCCACAUGGUCACCCUAAACUCCUUCCUGGCUUUUGUUGUGGGACACAGGUGGAGGUCCAGGAUCGAUCGAUACAACACUGAUUGUAGUCACUCAAAUCUUGAGAUAAACUUUGUUCUUCACCAAUUAAGUUAUGUCAUUUCUAAGGGAAAAAUCAUAUUCUGGAGACAAACCGGUAUUUGGCAAAUGGCAUUUAACCAUAUUGUACAAUCAGUAUUACAGAAAUGGAUGGCUCACUGUCGUUCAACAAGUUAAAAUAUUGGAGUUAAAUCAUUGUCCAUGUUUUGAUUUGAAAAUGUAAUACAUUAACUGCCAUGUCGACACUGUCGACUGACAACAAUGAUCCCAAGGUGGCCUAUAAAAUAAAUAUCAGUGUACAUACGUAUUUCAGGAACACAUUUGAUGAAAUGGUUCUUUUGAAUAAACUGAAAAACUAUUUAAGAGGUCCAAUGUCUGUCUGUUGUGGUAAAAAAAGGGACAAAUUCUGAUCAUCUCAUACCCAAAACUGCAGGAUUACAGAUCUUUGCUGUCCUGUGAAAAACACUUGGUCCAAAAUAUUUUGGGGGGGUCUAGAAUAUAUCCUACAUUACUCAAAAGGUUCUGGAUUCUUGAUCAUUUGGAGAAAAUCCCAAAAAAUCCAUUUAUGGUGAAAAAAUGUACAGCCCACAGGCCAGCACUAACCAGCCAAGGUUCCUGUCAGGGGCCAUUUAUACUGUAACUUAGAACAAAAAUACUGUAUCACAGCACAGUCCACUUGAGUUCAAAUCUUCAUUAAUGUGGCCCAAAAAUCAAAUUUAGCCCCAACCCUGAUUUAGCAAAGUUGCUAUUGUAAGGAUUACUGUGGAUGGGCAGGUUGGAGCACUCCUCAAAUAGGAGCCCAGAACCCUUUUUCACCAUGCUCGUUUGUUGCACAUCCUCUGCAGUAGGUGGCACUCUUGAGUUUGCAAAAACAUAAUUAUCUCUGUGUAUUGAUUUAAUAUUUUGAAAUUAAGGACGAAACAAUACCCGGUUUUAUACUGAACCGUUCGAUAUGCCCUCUUUGAUUCAAUAUGAUGAAACAUUCGAUCUAAUUAAAAAAGCUCCUCAGAUGUAUUUUCUGAACUUUAUUUAGUGGUCUCUCGCUAUAAUGUCCGACACAUCUUUGCCUUGUAAAAAAAAAAAAAAAAAAAAAAAGUAUGAGUAGACUCCUCCCUGCUAGCCCCCCUCCCUCAUACCUUCCCCAAACUGCCUGAAAUGAGGGAGCCGUGGCGCACGAGGAUCGAUGCUUGUGAGGAAAGACAGAAGCUUAAAGAGGCGGCUUGCUGGCUUCAAUGUUGUACAGAUCCGUUGUGUGGCAGCAUUUAGUUUGCCGAUACGCUAUUCCCACCCGUACAUGUUUAACAUACUGUCUUUACGGAUAUGCACAGCAAUGUCCGUCAAUAUAUUGUUGCCGACUUGGCUGCUACGAAUAGCCUCAGUUUGACACCAGCACACCCUGGGACACAGAGCUAACUCAUGGUUACACGGGCAAUGAGUGGCAAAUUAAGAGCACUGUACUUCAAACUCCUGUUUAUGAAAGUUGUCAAAUCCUGGUGUUGUGCAGUAAUGAGCAGACGUGACUUCUGUGGCGUUAACUUUAAUGCCCCGACAACACUCACGCGCACACACUAGAUAUCAAAUAGCAACCUAGAUGUGCUACAUUAGACCCCCCCCCCCCCUCCACCCAAGUCACAUGCCAUUAGCUGCGUGAGCCCGGAGUGAUUAUGGGGACGCGUAGUUCAUAUACUACAUGGAUGAAUUAAAAACCGCCAUGACUGAAUGGAAGUUAAGCCAAAUCAAUCCAUACCAGUGACGGUGGAUAACACUACUAUUAAUUCAGUACGUAAUACAGAUGGACUUGAACCACAAAUGGGAUGUUUUUGCUCAUGUGGUAAACAUAGCUGCAGCAAUCAACAGUUCUCCCGAACCCACUUCACAAAUAGUAAAGAUUCUUAGCACUUUUAUGCAAAAUUUCUUCAGAUCAAUAAGUAGAAAGCACACAAAUGUUAUGCACUAAAAAUGUUCAUAUGAUGGCAUUGUCAUUUUUGCUUGGGGGCGGGGUGGCAAAAACAAAACAAACAAAAAAAAACUCAUGUAAUACCUGGGUCUUACACUUUAAAAGUACAAGUCAGUACUAGGCUUCACUGUGACUAUGGUGGAAGACGCAAGACCAGUAGGUUGCUCAUGUCUAAAAAAUGUUGGGAACAGAAAGAAUGUACAAAAGUAAAAAAUUAAAGACAAUUGAAAAGCACAGUUUUAAAAAGACAGCAUUUCCAAAGUGCAAAGUUACAGAUUUUAAUACUUUUACUAUAUAAUCCAGGAGGGUUGACAAAUCCACCUUUUUCUCUCUGGAGCAAAACAUCAUGAUAGUGAUUCCUGCUAAAACAAACACAUGAUUAUGUUAUGAGACCCAGGCCAGAGCCUUUGGCUACCGGCUCUUUCGUUGACACACACGCACCCACACAGACAGAACACUAUGACACAGAGGCUGAUGGUGAAGGAGUAUUGUAGUCAUCUUCACAGGACCCCCAGAGACGCUUCCUCAGCACACGAGCAGCAUACUCUUCCUUCUCUGCCAUGAUGUUCAGCAGCAUCUUCAGGACGCUCUCAGACGCAGGUGCCAUAUUGCAUUUGUCCCUACAGCAGCAUUCAUGCCUCACCCGGUACUCAACCCCCAUGUAGGAAACCACCCGGGGGGCUCCGUCGCAGAGCUGGCGAUCAACGCAGCCCUGUUGGGACAAUGCGUGAUAGGCUCCAUAGAAGCCCCUGGAGGUGGCGCAGUGUUGGCCCGGCGAGCACUCAGUGGUCAGGUUGAAGCACGGGGCCUCUUUGGUCUGCAGUGGGCAGAAGUGGCACUGGAGUUUACCCAUGUGGCACCAGGACGGGAUGAGGAGAGCCGCAGCCACCAGGAUGCCAAACACUGCAAGGCUACAGUAAGUGUCGUUAGGAACAAUGAGUUUGGAAAACAAUUCUUCAUUUCACCAGUGCAAACUUUUUUUUCUGAUGCUUUAUCAGCAUUAAUUUGAGAAAUUAAAAAUCGUUCAAAAUAUUUAUUCAUGCCUUUGACAAUCUUAACCACUGAAUUUCAACACUGAGACACUUCCCUUGUGCAGCAUAAAAUUUUCAGUCUUUCGCUUCUGUGGACAUUAGGCAGGGCAGCAACAGAAAAUUUCACACUACGCAAAGGAACUAAAUUGCCAAAAUUAAUCAUGUGUAAACAUUUUAAUGACAUUUACUUUUGGCAUUCCUGGUCUUCUAUUCACAAUUUUAAUACAUCAAAAUGACAUUUAAGAAAAAGGUAAAGUGGUCUCAAACACAGAUCUAGAUUUGUUUGUACAAGCGGAAUAGGCUAUAUUAACAGAAAAGUCUUGGAUGCUUGGUUUGACUCGAACUCCAGAGGUUUCAAAUUAAUUGUUUACCACCUAUACAUGUAUAUAACAUAACUCAUUUAUAGCAAUUAUUUGCAGGAAAUGGUCAAGGGGUUCUACAACAUCUUAAAAUCAUUCGAGUGAUCAGGAAAUACAGAGGGAGAGAAUGAUUCAGAUCAGAUUCACUCCUUCAGUCUUCAUUAAGUCAAAACUUGCCCAUUGGUCGUCUAUAUAGCCCACCAACACCUCACCUAACAGAUACCUAUACUUGUGUGGCUUACCUCCUCUGCUUUCCUUGUGCUGCCAUUUGAAGCAGUGUGAGAGGCCCCAGACAACAAGGAUGAAUACGUCAAAUGUCUCAAACUCCAAGGAUUAUAUAUUCCCACUGAUUGCCAAGCAGCAACAGUUUACAAGAAAGAACAGGCCACAAGCAGAUAUCGAAUGUGUUCUCUGCUGUAACGUGACAUACUGCAGUGUCAAGACUCAGUUUGGCUACAAUGCGAUGGAUCGCCCCAGGCCGCAACCACCACUACCCCCUCGACCAACACUUAGAGUGCUCCACAGACAAAAUGCAAACGAUGACCUCUCCCCGACCGUCACAGAGAAUGAAUAUGACAACCAUGUUUACGAGUACAUCGAUAUUCAUAACAGGCAACUUCCCAAACGGAACAAGUCGCAAUGUUUGAAUACACAGGCUGAGAGUCAAGGACAGCUUAACGGUGAACAGCGAGAAACACAAAGGCCUCUCCGACCGCGUCGUACCGCCCCUCCGGUCCCGAAUGCGAAAGGGCCAAGCGGACGGGACCACAUUUCCCCACCAGUACCCCCAAGGAAGCACGUGCCCCUCAGCCACAACAAAACCAGGUUCUCCUGUGACCUGACAGUCCCCAUCCACAAGCUGACCCGCUCCAACACACAAACAGAUGACCCGGAUGCAGGGCUCAUCAAGCUGAAAGACACCCCUGAAGGGAGCACUUCAGUCAUGGCUGCAUUCUGUCAGGCCACAUCCAAUCUGAUCUCACGCCACAAGGCCUCACAAAGUGCUGACAACUGCAGCGUGGUGCAGGCUCGAAUGUCACAUAUCCAUCCAGCACUGCUGCAGCAGGUUGAGUUGACCGUCACCGUCGCUACCGAAUAUCAAAGUCACCAACUUCCGAUCCCGACCUCAGUGAACAGAACAGUGCUAAAUUUAAUCCAAGAGAUUUUCCAGUUGCUGCAGCUCGCUCGCAAGCCAACAGGCUAUUAUGUUCUCAAGUUGUGCAACUCUGAGGAGUACCUUCACAAUGACAAGCUCCUGGGUAUGCACGAGGUUGUUCAAAAACACUGCAAGUUCAACAUGGAUCUUCCCCUUCGACUGCUACACUCCAGCAACUUGAGACACAGCCUGGCAAGGGUUAAGGGGGAGGACAAACCCUCAAGUCAUCUCUACGAGCUUGUGCGUCCUGUCAGCGUCUUCAACACAUGCAAAUUGAGUCUGCAGAAUGUGCCCUUGAGCUACAGCAGGGAGAAGGCCAUGCUGAAGAGAAGUAAAUCGGGGAUUAACAUCAAUGUCCUGGUGACCCAUGUUCGCACCAUUACCGACCUUCUGUGUGGCUUCUCGAGCGGGGAGUUGGAGGACGCCAUUGGUCGGGUGAACAGAGUCAACCCCAUACCUCUGAGUUAUGAGGAAAUGUCUGAAUGUGAGAGUGCCUUGCAGGUGCUUCACAAGUCCCUGCUCAACGUCAUGCAGAGUUUCUUUGAAAACUUCCUGUCCAACUUUAGAACAGAGGAUGUUGCCAGCCAGCCCGAGAUCCGCGACGUGGAAAACAACAGUGAACUCUUACAGUUCAACGUAGCCGCCCUCUAUAAACUACAACCUUACUGGGUGACCACAUUCGACUGCUUCUCAAUUUCCUGUGAGCUGACGUACGGAGAGACGCAGAUUUGUUCCACCGUGGUUUCAGAAAACAUCAGCACGGCUUUGUCCUUUGAGAAAAAAAUACGUUGUAACCGCAUGAUGGCGUUUCCUGUGCCAAUCAAGCAGUUGCCGUAUGAGUGCAUGCUGACCUUCCAGCUGAUGGGCUCAAAACGAGGGAAGAGCCCCAAUUUGCUGGCCUGGGCCGUUAUGCCUCUUUAUAGCAACGGAACCCUGGUAAGAGGGACAGUCUUGCUUAGUUUGUCCAUGUUGGCCAUGUUGUCUUCGCCUCCCUCCCCAGCCCUGUUUGACAGUCACAGACAAACAACGGGGGUCAUCUUGCAGCUUGAGUUCCCAGAUGAGGUGAAGUGGACGUACCAUAGGCCCAUCGCGCUCCCUGGGUCUUUUAUAUUCUCUUCCCCUUGCGAAGCUCUGGAAAAGAAAAUGUUAAGUGUGUCAAACAAGCUGUGUCUUUGCCUUCUAACAGAGAACGACAAGAACUUUCUGUGGAGUAAACGACACAGUAGUGACAAAGCAAAUACCUUCCUCCACCUUGUGUUGGGUGGCGCCAAAUGGCAGACUGAGGACCUUACAGAGAUCUACACAGUUCUGGAUCACUGGGCCAUCCACCUUCCAGAGGAAGCUCUCUUCCUACUUACUGAUAGUUUCCCAGACCAGACCGUGCGUAAGAGUGCUGUACAGUAUUUUGAACAAAUACCUGAUGAGGAGUAUGAGCUGUUUUUACCGCAGCUUGUCCAGGCUUUGAAGAGUGAGUGGGAGCUGGAUGGUCCUUUGGUCAUGUUGUUGCUGGAGAGAUCACUAAAGAACAUUCGGAUUGCCCAUCAACUCUUUUGGCUGCUUGAGGACGCUUGCAGUGAGCAGCACUACCAGAGCUGGUUCAGUAAAGUGCACGCGGCCCUGCGCUUUUGCUGCAGUCAAGGGCUAAGGGAGGAACUGGAGCGAGAGAGACGCUUGCUGUCAGUGGUUGUGCAGUUGGCCGAGAAGAUCCGCAUGUCAGAGAAGACGCGACGGAAGAAUAUUCUGAACAAAGAAAAGAGCAAUAUCGAGAAGUUCUUCAGUGCUGGGGGAAGCUGUUGUCUGCCUCUAGACAUUGCAUUUCGCGUCAAGGGAGUGGACUUGGAUGCCUGUAAAUUUUACAACUCCAAUACCUCUCCUCUGGGGCUGUCCUUCAUUUGCACGGACCCUCUCGCCAAGAACAUCGCUGUAAUCUGCAAGACAGGAGAUAGCCUGCGCCAGGACAUGCUGGUACUACAGAUAGUCCGUAUAAUGGACAGGGUGUGGCUCCAAGAAGGGUUGGACUUGAGAAUGGUCACCUACAGAUGUCUUUCUACUGGCAGCACUCAGGGCCUCAUAGAAGUUGUUCCUGAGGCGGUGACGCUAGCGAAGAUCCAGCAGGAGUGGGGCCUGGGGGGUACCCUUCGACAUGACACCCUGGAGAAGUGGUUUCACAUGUGGAACAAAACAAAAGAGGACUAUGACAAGGCCGUGAUGAACUUCAUUCACUCGUGCGCAGGUUGGUGCGUGGCCACCUUCAUCCUGGGGAUCUGCGACCGCCAUAACGAUAACAUCAUGUUGAAGCACAGUGGACACAUGUUCCACAUCGACUUCGGAAAAAUCAUGGGCAACGCACAGAAGAUCGCAAACGUUAAAAGGGACCGCUCACCGUUCGUUUUCACGUCAGAGAUGCAGCACUUCAUCACCGGCGGUGGUCAGAAACCUCAACGCUUGCAUCGAUUUGUCGAACUCUGCUGUGAAGCUUACAACAUCAUCAGACACCGAUCAGGCCUCAUACUCAGUCUCUUGGAGCUGAUGAUUAAUGCAGAAAUGCCGGAAUUGAAGGACUGUAAUGACCUGCACUAUGUCCAGAGAAACCUCCGACUUCAGCACACUGACCUGGAAGCCACUUCUUACUUUACAGAGAAAAUCAAGGAAAGCAUGGGUUCCGUGGCAGCCAAGUUAAACUUCUUGACGCACAGCAUGGCCCAAAAGAAGAAGCAGGCAUCAUCGAUACACGAUGGUGUUCCAGGCCCCAGUACAAACAUUCAAGAUGCUGUGAUCAAGGACUUCACCAUCAAGGAUAGAGUUGCGAUCUAUAACCUGGAGGUGACGAUUGACGAUGGCUUUUGGUAUAACACAAUGACAUAUGAGGGCUUUGAGCUGAUCCACAAGCAGUUGCAGAAGCACUUCAUCGAGUCUGCUUUGCCUCAAUUUCCGUCCUGGUAUAUGAUGUCAUUCACACCCAACAGGAAGAUGACUAUGCUGAACAAAUACCUCAAACAGCUUUUUGAGGGACCCUGCAAAGGGAAUGAAUUUGUGUGCAGCUUGUUCUUGGAUGGGCCCAAAAUGGGUCAAGAAAGUGUGGUAAAAGAAGCUCAUCCACAAAUCCAGCUGUUAAUUUCUUACAAGGACCGCAAGCUCUCCGUCUUGGUAAAACACCUCAAGAACAUUAAGACAGCUAAUGGCUCCAACCCCGAUGCCUAUGUAGUGACGUAUCUGAGACCGGACCCCCAGCAUAGGUCUAAGAGAAAGACCAAAGUGGUUCGGAAUAAUGACAACCCCACUUUCAAUGAAUUGCUGGAGUACGUCAGCGUCCCACUGCUGUACGGGAUGGUUCUAGAAGUGAGCGUAAAGAGCAAGAAGACAUUCAUAGCUGCCACAAACAUUAAAUUGGACGAGGAGCUGCUCAACAAAGAAACUUGGUUCAAGCUCGGAAACGCGGCGCUUUGACCUAAAUUGUUGGACUGCAGUCCUGCGGCCAAAGAGGGAUGCAAACACAAUCUGUAUCGUUUCAACUUGUACUGUGGAUGAUGUUACAACUGAGCAAAUGUUAGAAUUGUAAAGAUCGUCGUGAGGAUACGCUGUAUGGAAGAUGAAUUAUUAAUUUAACGCAAUUUUGUCAGUGAAUGUAACAUUGGCUGGACCAAGGUAUUGAGACAGGGAUCAAACUUUUAUCCAUAGUGGCCACUUUGUAGUUGACCUAUAGUUGACCUAUAACAACAUGUUUGUGGACUG